This is a messenger RNA of Ipomoea nil (Japanese morning glory), 835 nucleotides long. Its product is annotated as probable ribosome biogenesis protein RLP24. Gene Ontology annotation, biological process: ribosomal large subunit biogenesis. The transcript has 5 exons. NCBI's taxonomy places the organism in Eukaryota, Viridiplantae, Streptophyta, Magnoliopsida, Solanales, Convolvulaceae. The coding region runs from base 110 to 610 and encodes 166 amino acids. The record is from RefSeq and is a predicted model, not a curated record. Gene Ontology annotation, cellular component: nucleolus.
CUGUAAUCCUGUAUAUAUGCUAGGCAAUUUUACGCUGCCCUAACCCGAGACGGUUCUCCUGCACAGCCAUCCUUUGAAGACAGCGGUCGCCGUAUAAGUUGAAGACAUAAUGAGGUUGGAAAAGUGCUGGUUUUGCUCAUCAACUAUCUACCCAGGCCAUGGUAUUCAAUUUGUUCGAAACGAUGCAAAGAUUUUUCGGUUCUGCAGAUCUAAAUGUCACAAGAACUUUAAGAUGAAGAGGAAUCCUCGUAAGGUUAAGUGGACUAAGGCCUAUAGACGGUUACAUGGAAAGGACAUGACCCAGGACGCAACAUUUGAAUUUGAGAGGAAGAGAAAUAGGCCAGAGAGAUUUGACAAGAAUGUAACAGAAAACACUUUGAAGGCCAUAAAGAAAAUCGAUAAAGUCAGAAUUGCUAGGGAGGCUGCUCACCACAAAAACAGGAUGAGACCCAACAAACUUCGAAAGCAGAAAGAAGCAGCAAGGGAACUGGAGCAGGGUAUCCACUUGGUCAAAGCUCCUUCUGUUCUCCAACAAGAUCCAUCCCUCACCUUGCCCAUCAAGGUCAAGGUUUCACAACAACAAUCAGAAGAAAAGCGCAUGGAGGAGUAAAUGUCUUUUUGCUGUGUUGUCAUGUGAUAUAUUUUGUCCCAAAAUCAAAUGCUUCAUUGAGCCCAAGGAGGACAUUUCAUCUCUGCUCAUCAAAAGUUUUGUUUUAUUUUAUUUUUUUGGUCAUGUUUUUCACAUCAUCUUACUUCCUACCCCUAUCUUUUUUGUUAUGUGGUACAAUGUUCAAACAUAUUAUUAUCAAAAUUGUAUUGUAGGUGAUUGACGAUA